CAAAUCAUCUCCCACCUCUUCUAAUUUCUCUAUUACAAUCGUUAAAUUCCCAAACCUUUUAAACACAAUGACCACCAUUCACUUCCAAUUACAUUACAUCCCUUCCAUCCCAUUUUCUAUCCCUCGUUCUCUGUUCAUAGACCGAACUGAGACCGAACAAAUUAGCAAUGGAGAUGGCUGUUGGAAUACACAGUUAUGUCACUCCCACAGUUAACCCUAGUCACAGGAACUCCUCGUUUUCUUCACCGAUACUCAGAACCCAACUCCCUGUUGGUCGUACCUUAUCUUCUUAUUCUUCCUCCAACAUCAAGUCUCCAUCUUUUUCGCAUUCAAGAAGAAACCCACUUCACAGUUUCAUCAAAUGCUCUGUUUCUGAAGCUGAGGCACCUGAAACUGCCACUGAGAAGAAGGUUGCAUUGGUGAGGAGAAACGACAUAAGGAAUAUAGCAAUUGUUGCUCAUGUAGAUCAUGGAAAGACAACUCUAGUGGAUGCUAUGUUGAAACAAGCAAAGGUAUUUCGUGAUAAUCAAGUUGUAGAAGAAAGAAUAAUGGACUCAAAUGAUUUGGAGCGUGAAAGGGGGAUUACAAUCCUCAGCAAAAACACAUCAAUUACUUAUAAAGAUACAAAAAUGAAUAUUAUCGACACUCCUGGUCAUUCUGACUUUGGAGGUGAAGUAGAACGUGUCCUCAAUAUGGUGGAAGGAAUUAUUUUAGUGGUAGAUUCUGUUGAAGGCCCAAUGCCACAAACAAGAUUUGUUUUGAAGAAAGCUCUUGAAUUUGGUCAUGCUGUUGUUGUUGUUGUCAAUAAAAUCGAUAGACCAUCUGCACGUCCGGAAUUUGUCAUCAACUCCACUUUUGAACUUUUCAUUGAACUAAAUGCAUCCGAUGAACAAUGUGAUUUUCAAGCUGUAUAUGCGAGUGGCAUAAAGGGAAUGGCUGGACUUUCUCCUGAUAAUUUGGCAGAUGAUCUUGGACCACUUUUUGAGACCAUAAUUAGAUGCAUACCAGGCCCAAAAAUCAAGAAAGAUGGAUCACUUCAAAUGCUUGUCACAAGCACAGAAUAUGAUGAGCACAAGGGGAGGAUAGCUAUUGGACGCUUACAUGCAGGGGUUCUCACUAGAGGCAUGGAUGUUCGGAUAUGCACAACCGAAGAUUCAUGCAGAUUUGGAAAAGUUAGUGAACUUUUUGUAUUUGAGAAGUUUUACAGGGCACCUGCAGAACGUGUUGAGGCUGGGGACAUUUGUGCUGUUUGUGGUGUUGGUGAUGUUCAGAUUGGGGAGACGAUUGCUGAUAAAAACGAUGGGAAGCCAUUGCCUGCUAUUAGGGUUGAAGAACCAACCGUAAAAAUGGCUUUCUCUAUCAAUACUUCACCCUUUGUGGGUCGCGAGGGGAAGUAUGUUACAAGUAGAAAUUUAAGAGACAGACUUUAUCGUGAGCUUGAGAGGAAUUUGGCCAUGAAAGUUGAAGAUGGUGAAACUGCAGAUACUUUUCUUGUUAGUGGACGUGGUACUUUACAUCUCACUAUACUCAUAGAGAACAUGCGAAGGGAAAACUUCGAGUUCAUGGUGGGCCCUCCGAAAGUAAUUAACAAAAAAGUGGACGAUAAGGUGCUCGAACCUUACGAGAUUGCGACUGUAGAGGUGCCUGAAGUACACAUGGGUUCGGUUGUUGAACUUCUUGGAAAAAGGAAAGGGCAAAUGGUUGAUAUGCAAGGCCUUGGGUCUGAAGGAACGACACUACUGAAAUACAAAAUUCCGACCCGUGGGCUUCUUGGAUUGAGAAAUGCAAUUUUAACGGCUUCCCGUGGGACCGCGAUUCUGAACACAAUAUUUGACAGUUACGGCCCGUGGGCCGGUGAUAUGUCGACCCGUGAUCUUGGAUCCCUGGUUGCAUUUGAGGAUGGAACCACAACCUCUUAUGCUCUUGCUAGUUCUCAAGAACGAGGGCAAUUGUUUGUGAAACCCGGAGCAGAAGUUUACAAAGGCCAAAUUGUUGGCAUUCAUCAACGACCUGGUGACUUAUCCCUCAAUGUAUGCAAAAAGAAAGCUGCUACUAAUGUUCGUUCCAAUAAAGAAGUGUCAGUUGUUCUUGACACGCCGAUGGAUUAUAGUCUUGAUGACUGCAUCGAGUACAUUCAAGAAGAUGAGUUGGUUGAAGUGACGCCAAAAAGUGUCCGAAUGUCAAAAAAUCCAAAGAUCAACAGAAAGGGGCGUUGAUCAAGAUCCAAAAGUGGCACUUUUGUGUGAUCUACUUUCAUCGUGAGGAUUUUUGUGCUAAGUUUCCUCAUAGUAUAUAGAAGAUUUUUAGUUCGUUAGACAUCAAAACGAGUAGUUAUGCAGACAACGUUGUGCUUGUUGUUCUGAUGGAGCUGUAUAUGACUAUCGUGAAAAAACCUCAGAAAUAUAAUGUGUAGUGGUAAAAAAAUCGAUGGCAAGAGCUGAA
Lactuca virosa is the source of this 2442-nucleotide messenger RNA. The record is from the annotation of a GenBank genome assembly. NCBI's taxonomy places the organism in Eukaryota, Viridiplantae, Streptophyta, Magnoliopsida, Asterales, Asteraceae.